Molecule: messenger RNA, 426 nt
Organism: Macrosiphum euphorbiae (potato aphid)
Lineage: Eukaryota; Metazoa; Arthropoda; Insecta; Hemiptera; Aphididae
Source: the annotation of a GenBank genome assembly
AUGCGUCCUCGUACAAGUGAAACCAAAAUUUCUUCCCAGUCCUCCCCUAACUUCUCAAAACCAGUACUGAUAACAUGUUUGUAUGAUAUUAUAUCACUGCAGAUGUCUAACAACAUUGGAAACAACGAUUCAAUGGCCCAAGGAGCAGAAAAUGGCAGUGGCGUGCGCGGUCGUCGCCGCCGCCGCCCUACGAAUGAUACACAACCUAUCCUGUCGAGACGGGCGAAAAGAGCGAUCCCGGAAUGGAUGCAUGAGAGUGUAAGGCUAGUAAAUUAUUCUCAAAAUCAACCUACGAAUCAUCCGAUAACUUACCAAAUAACCCUACAUCAUUAUGAUAGAGAAGAGACGACCAUGGGCUCGAGGAAUGUGGAAGGUGUCGAAGAUAUUAAUUGGGUCGAACGAUUGGAAACAAUUAUUGAAGAAUGA